AGCCCAAAUCACGGAAGAGAUUCUGCAGUCCUACUAGUUUGGCAAGUCCGCAGGGCUCAAAGCAGCGCAGAAAAAAGGCGGAUGAGAGCUCCGAAAGUCACUUUUGGCGCACAUUUUACACAGUUAUCUUCUCCCGCAGACGGCAAACGGCAGCGGAGUCAUGGAGGGUGCCAUCCAGGCCGUGGUGAAAACCUUCCUGAAGUCAUCCAAAGGAAAAGAGAGUCUAGGAAAGAAAGAGUUUCAAACCCUCGUCUCAUCCCAGCUCGGCAACAUCCUUUCGGGUGCAGACAGCAAGGAAGCAAUCAACACUAUGAGCCAGGGACUAGACUCUGACUCUGACGGCAAGGUUGGCUUUGAGGAAUACAUGAAGCUAAUAGGCUACCUGGCCUGCUCGCUCAGUGAGCAGCGUGUCCUCAGCAAACAGGAACCUGCAGAAAACAAUGCAUCCCAACCAGUGGUGCAAAGCACCCCUGGCAGCACAGCAGAGCAACCAAAAGAGAACGCAGAGCCAAAGGAGGAACCAAAACCAAAAGAAAACGACGAAACAAAGGCAGAACCAACUGCUGAGGCAAAGGUAGAAGCAAAAGCGGGCGCAAACCCUGAGGUAAAGGUAGAAGCAAAGGCAGAGGGGGAAACCAAGCCAGAGGCAGCUACGGUGGAAGCAGCAGCAUCGGCAGAGGCUGAGGUAAAAGCUACAGAGAAGGAGCCAGAAAAAGCUGAGGAAACACCAAAAGCGGAGGAGCCAACAGAGAAGUCGCCUACUGCUGCUGAGGAGGACGUAGCGAAGAAGACAGAAGAGGCGUCUUCAUAGGGGACAAUCCACUCCUUCAACCAAAAUCACACUACAGAAAUCAACCCUGCAGAGAAACGUAACAUUAAUUCCAAAAUAAUUUGGAAAGCCACUAUUUUUAUAUACAUUAAAAUACAACAGUUUAAACACAACAGAAACACUAUUCUAUAUAUAUGAUUAUGUACAUGACAGUAGCUUUGUACUACUUUUACCACUAUGUUUAUAUGUACAGGAUGUGCAUCCCACUAUAUAGCACAUUUACCUCAUUAUGAUGGUGUACUAUGACAGCAUGCAGUUGUCUACUUUAAUGUGCAUGCAGUAUCCAUGUGAAAGAUUCCCUGGAAACUAUGAUUUUCCUGCACACUUGACUGAAAUAUCUUAACUUACCACUACAAUCAAAAGGCCUUUCAUCCAGCCAUGCAUUGUCUAUCUGGGAAUUUUUCACUUUCUGUCACUUUUCCACUAACAGUAGAGCAAAGCGGUUCUUUUGUAAAGCUUUGGCAACAAUCACUUUGCCAGGCACGUGUGACUUAAAGGAAUAACGGGACAUUUUGGGAACUUGCUAACCAAAAUUUGCGUCAAAUGAACUUACCAAAUGCUUGAUUCUGAUCAAAUUUAACAUUAAAAAUAAUAAUAAUAAUAAAAUUAACAGGCACCAGUAAAUCUUACUGAUUACAUUGUGAACUCUUGUUUUUAUUCCAUACAAACACAAUUUUAUGCUAGCUUCUGAAGCUAACAGUAAGGAUAGCUGUUGUUCCAUGCUAGUUUAGCUACUUGUAUAACCUGAUAGUAUAUUAUUGUUGUUGAAUUUGAAAAUAUUUCUGUAUUUGGUGCACUUAAAUAUGCUUUUUAAAUAUUCAGCAGUUUGACAGAUACUAAAUUGAAAAAUGCAAACAAGAUUGUAAAGUUAGCUUAUACAUGUAGCAGAAGUAGAAAGACGGAUACAAAAUAGCUACUUUCCACUUCUCGCAUGGGCUAAUGUCACAUUUAACUUUACUUGGAGGGUGCAAGUUUUGAGUUUUAAUAAAAUCACAAAUCAACAGGAAUAUCCCUAUUUAGUUAAUUUCACUUCACCACAAACAAACAUACACCCUAAAUUUUAAUUGUUAGCUUAUUAGAUUAAUAUGAAUGUUGAGGCAGAGCCAUUGCUUCAGGCCUCUGUUAGCGUAGCGUGUUGCAGCAUUUGUACUUUGAAAUAGGCAUUUUGGUGUUUCAAUUUAAGCAGGAAUUGAAAAAUUUCUCUUGAUGUUGGAAUUUUUGUCUGAAAAUUCAUGUACUUCUCACCAAACCUGGCUUAAAAUCCAGCAUAUCUGCAAUAUUAUAAUAUUAUAUAUUAUCUCCUUUGCUAGAUAAUAGUCUGUUUUAUGUUCUGGUGCUUUAAAUCCCAUUAUAUGAAUUGUACACAAAUUCCACGUAUUUUUUUACUACGUUGCAGCUAAGUUGGUUAUCUCAAUUUUGACUUUGUUUUUGUCCAAUUUGUCCCUGUAAACAUGUCCAAAUAUUCCUUUAUUGGAUGCACUUAAAUCACUUUUUUGUAUUUUUCUCUAAGUUGGUGAUGUGGCUAAUUUAACAACACAAUAAACAAACUAAUUUGUUAAAGUUCUGCAUACUUAUCUUAAUUGUUUUCUCAUUGCCAAAUUUCUUUUUCCUCACUUUUUCUUUGUCUGUUGCCUUCAGUGUGUUCCCUUAACUCAGACUCCGACAUUAACUGGGAACUGGAGCGUUGGGUGUGACCUUCGGUUAAAUAAUUAAGUCACUGAGGGAAUCUACACCUAAAGGACCAAUAAGGUCAAAAAGGGAGCCCAGAAUAGCCCUGUGGGAGUGGGUUGGGGAUUAGCAGGCCAGGUCAGAAAAGGUGCUUCUGCAACUUUAUCCCCCCCGAUAUGUGUGGAAAGAAAAACGACUGCAACAAACCACCAAGGAGCCUAAAAACUCAUCUUAUUGGAAA
This is a messenger RNA of Xiphophorus maculatus (southern platyfish), 2738 nucleotides long. It is a transcript of the gene s100u, whose product is annotated as protein TonB-like. Gene Ontology annotation, molecular function: transition metal ion binding; calcium ion binding. Gene Ontology annotation, cellular component: perinuclear region of cytoplasm. The record is from RefSeq and is a predicted model, not a curated record. Lineage: Eukaryota; Metazoa; Chordata; Actinopteri; Cyprinodontiformes; Poeciliidae. Bases 161 to 811 code for a protein of 216 amino acids. The transcript is spliced from 3 exons.